Molecule: messenger RNA, 1678 nt
Organism: Heteronotia binoei (common prickly gecko)
Lineage: Eukaryota; Metazoa; Chordata; Lepidosauria; Squamata; Gekkonidae
Gene: MPI
Product: mannose phosphate isomerase
Exons: 9
Coding region: 360-1655 (431 amino acids)
Biological process (GO): carbohydrate metabolic process; GDP-mannose biosynthetic process
Cellular component (GO): cytosol
Molecular function (GO): mannose-6-phosphate isomerase activity; zinc ion binding
Source: RefSeq, a predicted model, not a curated record
UGCGCGUUGCUCCGCCAGCUGCCGAGCGUUCGGUGCCACGUGAUAAAGCAGAGCUUGUGACUUCAGCGAGCAGGGGAGGGGAAAAGGAGCGAUACGGAGGGCGCAUGCGCAACAGGGAAAAGCCUUUCUGGCUCGGUUCUUUCGGCCCUGGCAGGGCGCUCGACAGGGACCGAUGCUUUCUGAGCAUGCGCACUAAGGACUGGCUCGGCUACAGUGUAUUCAUUCUACCCGCUUGCAGUUAGCAGAGCCUCCUGCCACGGGUUGAGAAUCCGAAGCGGGGAAACUACCUUUCCCGGCGUGCACGGCCCCCCGACUCCUGGAAGAGGCGGCGCUUCUCGCCUCCUUUGGCCGGCUGGGAAAUGAGGCCGGGCAGCUUCGGAGCGAUGGCAGAGGUGAGAGUCUUUCCCCUGGCCUGCGUGAUCCAGAACUACGCCUGGGGCAAGUCUGGCCGGGACAGCGAAGUGGCACGACUCUUGGCCAGCAGCGAACCCAUUAUGCGGAUUGAGUUGGAGAAGCCCUACGCGGAACUCUGGAUGGGCACGCAUCCCAAAGGCGACUCCCCCAUUCUGGACAACCGCAUCCCCCAGAAGACCUUAGGGCAGUGGAUUGCGGAGAAUCCUGGGUGUUUGGGUUCAAAGGUCAAAGAGAUGUUUCACGGGCAGCUGCCCUUCCUGUUCAAGGUGCUCUCGGUCAACACGGCCUUGUCCAUCCAGGCGCAUCCUAACAAGGAACUGGCGAUGAAGCUUCACGCCAAGCACCCAGAGAACUACCCCGACGCCAACCACAAGCCAGAGAUGGCCAUCGCCCUGUCCACCUUUGACGGUCUAUGCGGCUUCCGUCCUGUUGAAGAGAUUGUGACCUUUCUUCAAAAGAUUCCUGAAUUCCGAGCCCUGAUUGGGAAUGUGGCCGCCGAGCAGCUGGAGCGCAGCGUGAGGGACGACCCCCGGGGAGUGUCGGCCGCGCUGCGCGUCUGCUUCACCAGGAUGAUGAAGAGUGAGAAGAAAGUCUACACGGAGCAGCUCAGCCUGUUGGUGAAGCGGAUGACCGAGAAAGCUGCUUUAGGGGAAGACACUUCAGCCAGCCUCGGGGCCCUUCUUCUCCAGCUUCACUCGCAGUUCCCUGGAGACAUCGGCUGCUUCGCCAUCUAUUUCCUGAACCUGGUGAGAAUGAAGCCGGGAGAGUCCAUGUUCCUUGGAGCCAAUGAGCCGCACGCCUAUCUCUACGGAGACUGCAUUGAGUGCAUGGCCUGUUCGGACAACACGGUGCGGGCGGGCCUCACGCCCAAGUUCAUCGACGUCCACACCCUGUGCGAGAUGCUGAAUUACACUCCAGCCCCGAGCAGUUCCAAGGUGCUGACGCCCACCCAGAGCCGCUUGGACCCUUGCGUCUCCAUCUACGAUCCUCCAGUCCCAGAUUUUGCCGUCAUGAAAAUAGAGAUACCUUCCCCUGUCAAGCUGUACCUCGUUUCGGCCAUCGACUCCGCCAGCAUCCUGCUGGUGAUCAAGGGAACGGCUGUGGGCACCUCCACUGCCACCCCCUCAGAGAUGGCCCUCCGCCCGGGCAUCGUGCUCUUCAUCUCCGCUAACGAGAGCAUCUCCUUGCGGCUCUCUGCGUCAGACGGGAUGCUGAUGUUCCGAGCCUGUUGCCUUGUAUAACAUGGGAUGCUUUAACCCUCUGA